Messenger RNA from Fusarium vanettenii 77-13-4, 1368 nucleotides. RefSeq lists its product as uncharacterized. Lineage: Eukaryota; Fungi; Ascomycota; Sordariomycetes; Hypocreales; Nectriaceae. The transcript is spliced from 4 exons. The coding region runs from base 1 to 1368 and encodes 455 amino acids. The record is from RefSeq and is a predicted model, not a curated record.
AUGUCUCACGUUGUCAACUACCACACAAGGAUUCUUCACCUAAAGUGCGCUUCACGACACGAAAGGACAGCAACAAACUAUCGCUACGCCUCCACACCCGUCGGCAACCCCGUGAUCCCAGACUCGGGCUAUUUCAAUGACCUUGAAGAUGGCCUGAAGGACGAGCUGCCAACCGCAGUUCAAUGUGCAGUCCAUUUGGAGCUUCUAGAGGUCUUCCAUGCCCUCAAGAUCAGAAUCAUCGAGUGCGAGGCCCUUGACGGUAUAUUCGGGAUCAAGGCCCCAACCAAAACUAUUUAUCGCCGCAAGUACAUGAAGACGCUGGACAAGUACGUCAACGACAAGGUCACGGUCAAGGUUGAGGGAUGGGAGGCGAAGCGUGAGAAGAAAUGGUCGCGGUAUCUUGACUUUGCCGCAGACAGAUUUGUUGACUGGGCCAAGGUGAUUGACAAAGAGAUGGCCGCGACAGAGGGCAAUGAAGAUCAGAAGUUGGAGAUUCGUCUUCCAUGGCUACCUCCCUUGGAUGUUCUCAUGGUCUGGCAUGCUUUUCUGCUCAACCCUUCUGACUAUAUCAACUACUGUCGAGCCGAAUCUUUGACUCGGCUUCCCAGACUCUCAUUCCCCUGGACACGAAUUCAUGAAGCAAUCGACGCUCAGGGCCCCGGAUACAGAGCCUGGUUCUAUCAAUUGCCCAAAGACAAUGAAGACUGGCUCAGGAACAAAGCCUACAUCGACCCAAAUCUCCAUCAGUAUCUCGUCAACCUAGGCAAACCCAUCGGCUUCACCAUGCGGUCCGGAGUCUCUAGUCAGAGUAAGCUGGAUAAGUCUCUCAUCGCCAACGUUGAGCGGCAGAGCGUCUUUGUCGACAAGAUGCACGCACACCUCUGGAUCCGGAGUCCGGGGCUUGGAGGGACUAUGAAUAGGGCAAUUGAGCGAUAUGAAAACUUUCUCGAGCUGUUUCAGUUGUAUCCUGGCAAGAUGCUCGUUCCAAACCUCGAUAUUGAUCUCGUGUGGCACACAAACCAACUCUCAGCGGCAGGAUACAAGGCGACAAUGGAGUCGCGGUGUGGACGCUUCAUCAACCACGACGACAAGAUCGGAAAGCCAACGUUGAGGAACGGCAUGUCCGACACAGAGAGCCUCUACCGGAUCCAUUUUGGGGACGAAUACUCUGUUUGUCUCUGCUGGGAGUGUCAGGCCAUUGCGUCAGCUAUAGAAGAUGCAGACAAGGACGGCAACCUGUUCGAGACAGGGUCUUUCCUAUUUGCCAGCAAUAUCACCGACAAGGUACAGAGAGACGUUGACUACUAUCGGGCUGUGGAGAUUGCCAGGCGAAAGAACUUUGUCAACCUUCCUCUUCGUCCUUCAUAA